CAUGUUUCUCCUCUCCUGUCACGAUCUAGUUGUGUUCAGUCUCCCCAGGUUCUUACCUUGCUACUGCUUGGCCCUUGUGCGGUGAAAAAAUGGCCGGCUAUCACACAGACAGCCCUUCACCCUCCGAUGGGACCGAGAAACCAGAUUACCAUGCCCAACAGCGAACGCUCUCCCCCAUCGAUGGCACUGACAUCCGAGCCGCCCAGUUCGAAGAUGGCUCGCGACUCCAUCGAGGUCUCAAAGCUCGUCACAUCACAAUGAUUGCUAUCGGUGGUGCUAUCGGCACUGGAUUGAUCAUUGGUACCGGCCAAGCACUCGCUCGCGCAGGCCCUGGUUCAAUCUUCAUUUCAUAUACCGUUGUCGGAUUCAUUGUAUACCUGGUCAUGUGCGCUCUUGGUGAAAUGGCCGCCUGGCUUCCACUGCCUUCCGGUUUCACUGGCUAUGCAACUCGCUUUUGCGAUCCUGCUCUCGGCUUCGCUCUCGGUUACACCUACUGGUUCAAAUACAUCAUUGUCACGCCAAAUCAGUUGACGGCCGGCUCGCUCGUCAUACAAUACUGGGUCGACCGCGAUCAAGUCAAUCCCGGGGUGUUCAUCGCCGUCUUCUGGAUCGCAAUUGUCUCUAUCAACUACUUCGGUAUCCGCUUUUUCGGCGAAUUUGAAUUCUGGCUCUCAACCUUCAAAGUCAUCGUGGUCAUUGGAUUGAUCAUCUUGUCCUUGGUUCUGGCCUUGGGAGGAGGACCUGACCACGACCGUAAAGGAUUCCGAUAUUGGAGUGACCCAGGCGCAUUUGCAGAAUAUAUCGACACCGGAGCGACCGGUCGAUUCCUCGCAUUCUGGUCAACGAUGGUGACAGCGACAUUCGCCUAUCUGGGCACGGAAUUGGUCGGCGUUACUGUUGGGGAGUGCCAGAAUCCGAGGAAAAACAUCCCGCGCGCCAUCAAGCUCACCUUCUAUCGAAUUGUGAUCUUUUAUUGCUUAUCGGUUCUCUUGCUGGGUAUGCUUGUCCCCUACAACUCUAAGGAGCUAGCUUUUGCCACCAAGGCUUCCAGCUCGGCUUCCGCAUCUCCAUUUGUCGUCGCCAUCAAACUUGCAGGCAUAAAAGCUCUUCCUGGCAUCGUCAACGCCUGCAUCCUGUUGUUCGUCUUCUCGGCUUCCAAUUCUGACCUUUACAUCGCCAGUCGGACGUUAUAUGGUCUGGCAAGUGAAGGAAAAGCACCAGCCUUGUUCCGGCGAACUGACAAACGCGGCGUGCCUCUCUACGCUCUGGGCUUGUCGGCAGCCUUUGCUCUCUUGGCCUUUAUGAAUGUCUCGGAUGACUCAAAAACAGUCUUUUCCUACUUCGUCAAUCUUACCACCAUCUUCGGACUGCUCACCUGGAUUUCCAUCCUCGUCACACAUAUAUAUUAUGUUCGAGCACGCCGGGCACAAAAUGUCCCUGAUACGGCCCUCGCAUUCAGGACCCCCCUUGGGGUAGCCGGGUCUUAUGGAGCUUUGUCUCUGUGUAUCCUCAUCGCAAUCACCAAGAAUUUCAACGUCUUUGUCCAUUCCGAUGAUUAUGGCAACUUUGAUUACAAGAAUUUCAUAACUGGAUACUUGGGGAUCCCUUUGUAUCUGAUCCUCAUCUUUGGGUACAAGCUGUGGACAAAGAGCAAAGGCCUCAAGCCUCAUGAGGCGGACUUAUGGACCGGCAAGGACAUUAUCGAUCGCGAGGAAGAGGAGUUCUUAGCAGCGAAGCGUGCCAAACAGGCAGAAAAAGGAGGUAAACGGGGUGCCAACUGGUUUUACAGAACCUUUGUAUCUUGGCUAUUCUAGAAGUAAAAAUCGAGAUAGUCCAGAUAUGUAGCGUAUGUUAUCUAGUCUGCU
Messenger RNA from Exophiala oligosperma, 1865 nucleotides. RefSeq lists its product as uncharacterized. The record is from RefSeq and is a predicted model, not a curated record. NCBI's taxonomy places the organism in Eukaryota, Fungi, Ascomycota, Eurotiomycetes, Chaetothyriales, Herpotrichiellaceae. Bases 90 to 1814 code for a protein of 574 amino acids. Gene Ontology annotation, molecular function: amino acid transmembrane transporter activity. Gene Ontology annotation, cellular component: membrane. The transcript is spliced from 5 exons. Gene Ontology annotation, biological process: amino acid transmembrane transport.